UCCUGGAAAAUUCUAUUCCGAUUUAUGAAGAUGGCGUGGCCUAUGGUCAACCAACUGAUUCCGCCGUUCCUCGAGGAAGCUGAGGGACCAGUCUCUGCACGUUGGGAAAAAUGGCGUGAACAGUUUGAGGCUUAUCUGGCAUGGAAAGAUGUGGACGAUCAAGAAGCGAAAUUCAAAACCCUUAUGAUGUUCGGUGGACCCGAUAUCCGAAAUGUAGUGAAACAAGUUGAAGUCGAUGAAAAACACGCUGUGGACAACCGUUAUCACGUUGCGAUGUCAAUCCUGGAUGAUUAUUUCAUACCAAAACUAUCAAAAACAUAUGAGCGCCAGAAAUUUCGCGAAAUGAAACCAACAGCCGGUGAAAAGUUUGACACGUUUGUCAACCGUCUGAAACGACAAGCAGCCUUCUGCGACUAUGGAGACCAACUAGAAAGCAUGGUGGUGGAUCAAAUAAUAACCACCACGGCGGACAAGAACCUGAAGCGUAAAUGUCUGGAGAAGGAUUACAAAUUCGAGGAGAUUCUUAAAAUUGGUCGCACCCACGAGUCAGUUCAAAUGCAGAUGAGUGAAUUGGAUAACCGGAAUGAAGCUGGUACUCUACAAGCAAUCAGUAUUACUGAGCCAGAGAAGAAUGAAGAUAUGGUUUUGAAGUUACGCUCUCGACCCGGUGGACCUCGGCGUUUCAGAUGUUUUCGAUGCAAUGGAAGACACGAUCCGAAAAGUUCAUCGUGCCCGGCCAGAGAACUGGAAUGCAGAAGCUGUGGGCAACGAGGGCAUUUCUCUCGAUGUUGCUUCCUGAAACGAAGAAAGCCAGUCAAACAACUAGCACAACCACCCCAUUUCGAAGCUCAUCAGAAAGCCAAGAGAUUCGUACGAGAAGUAUCUAGCGGCAGCGGAAACAUAACACAAGAUGUGGUGGAUCUUUUUCACCUCGGCACUAAGGGAAACCAAAUAUCAGUAUCAGUCGGAGGAGUCUGGGUUCAAUUUGUGAUCGACACUGGAGCAGAUGAGGAUGUCUUGAGCGAAACGGACUGGAUCAAGACAAAACAAACUGGAUUUGACGCAUACUCUAUUCGAAGAGGAAGCACAAAAGUAUUCAAAGCAUAUGGCUCGAACACACCGUUGAAGAUCCUAGGCGAAGUUGACUCGACUGUUGCGGUUGACGGGAAAACCAUCGAAACUACGUUAUACGUAAUCCAGAGCGGCAAUUGUUCACUUCUCUCGGGUGAUACAGCAAUAAAACUUGGAUUGAUCAAAUUUUUGCGGACAGUUGACAAAGAAACAUUUCCACAUAUUACAGACGUCUCUACACAUUUGCGAGCCGAUCAUCUCGAACAAGACGAGAUCGACUUUGAGUUGAACUCUCGCAGUGUUGUCAUCCCUCCCGAAUCGGAUCAAUCAUACACCAAAAGGCGUCGUCGUUUGCGUGGGCUGUUGGCCAGCGAGCUGCAGGCCUCUGAUCCUGUGGUUCGCUCCUUCAAAGGAGAUGUUGAAGUUGAUUUGGGUAUAUGUCGUGGCAAGUUUGAGUCCAUCAAGGAGGAUUUGGGGUACAGGUGUCCGAAUAAAGAGGUUUUUCGAAGCAGGUUGCUUCACUUGGGUGCUCGGCUCCAAAUCGUAAAAAACUACGCCGUGGGAGAAGGCAAUGAAGCAUUUAUUGAUUUGUUGGACGAUGUGGUAGCUCUCCACAGCUACCACUUCGCAAAUAGUGCUCCGCCUCCUCUCACGGCCGUUGAAGAAGACACUGAGGAUGAUGAUGAGGAUUUGCAAACCCAACCUGCGGAAAGGAACGACAAUAUUCCGGUCCUGUAUAGCAAACCCUCAACCGAUGUUGUGGUAAAUCAGGUGGCUGGGGAAGAAAUUCUCGGUGUCUUAUUUGAAAUAAGGGCGGAAAUUCAAAAGACGCAACAGCAGAUUAAGGUCAACGAGUCCCGCAACUCAGCGAGAACGGAUUCUCUCGAAGCUGCCAUGAAAAACUCGGUACCGGUCUAG
This is a messenger RNA of Armigeres subalbatus, 1989 nucleotides long. RefSeq lists its product as uncharacterized. Gene Ontology annotation, molecular function: nucleic acid binding; zinc ion binding; aspartic-type endopeptidase activity. NCBI's taxonomy places the organism in Eukaryota, Metazoa, Arthropoda, Insecta, Diptera, Culicidae. The record is from RefSeq and is a predicted model, not a curated record. The transcript has 3 exons. Gene Ontology annotation, biological process: proteolysis. Bases 25 to 1989 code for a protein of 654 amino acids.